Molecule: messenger RNA, 2887 nt
Organism: Doryrhamphus excisus (bluestripe pipefish)
Lineage: Eukaryota; Metazoa; Chordata; Actinopteri; Syngnathiformes; Syngnathidae
Gene: artn
Product: artemin
Molecular function (GO): receptor tyrosine kinase binding; glial cell-derived neurotrophic factor receptor binding; growth factor activity
Source: RefSeq, a predicted model, not a curated record
AUGAUCGGCGGGACUGGCAAAGUCAGCACAGAUGGACAAUCGUGUUGGAUGCAGAAGGCGUCACACAGUCAGCAUCGCCUGACGCACUGGAAGGUGAUGCUGUGGCUCAUGGCAGCGUUGCUGGCGCUGGUGGAGGACGUGUUGUCAGAGGAGGACAGUCCAGAGACCCAUCUGGACCUGCAGCGUGUCCUCAGGCAUCCCUCCUGGCCUCCUGCACACAACCCUGAAGAGGAUGUUGACCCUCUCUGGCCAGAAGUCUUAGAAGAAUGGACGCUGCUGCAGGAAGAGGAUGUCCCGCAUCAGAGCAGGUGGCGGCGUUCACAUCAUGACACAGACGUGAGCAGAGCUUCCAGGAGGAAGCGUAAGAGGACCAAGAGCAGCGGCGACUGCCGCGUGGAGAAGAGGCAAAUGCGAGUGCGCGACCUCGGCCUGGGCUACGACUCGGACGAGAUCAUCCUCUUCAAGUACUGUGUGGGCUCGUGUCACGGCGCCCGCAGGAACUACGACCUGGCACUCAGGGCCCUGGUGGCCCAGGGGAGCGUCUCGGGGCGCAAGGUCAGCAGCCAACCGUGCUGUCGACCCACACGCUACGAGACCGUGUCCUUCAUGGAUGCCCACACCAUGUGGCAGACCAUCAAGUGGCUCUCUGCGGCCAACUGCAGCUGUGUGGGCUGACGAGGCAGUAGACGCUUCUACAGUGUUGUGUUUGGUGACGGUGUCCAUGGAAGGAAUGUUUUAAUUAGGAGCGACUUCCUACAGUGAGUGAGCUGAGGAUGGAACCAGCAACCUUUACCACCCGAGAGAGCAGAGUGCGGGACUCACAAAGGCUGCUUCAAGAGUUGCACGCUGAGGUACACUUGAGCUCCUCUCGGAAGCUGGCGAGGGUUUCCUUGUUGCUCCUGGAGGGGGGCCAGAUACCUCCAUAAAGCAGCCAUGGCACCAUGAGGAUUGUCUGCUGCCAGCCUGGAUUUAGAACAGCUUGCUUGAACUGAAAGAUCCUCAGACAAGGGGACAUCCUAAGCAGGUCUUCAGCCAAUAUUUCUUUGAAGGAUGCCCCCCCCCCCCACACACACACUUUAUUGCUGAGGUUGUGAUGCUUUCACAUGUUUGGUUGGCAUGGCAACCAUGGAUGCUUCACACCCACCUUAUCUGGAACUUUACCGGCCUGCAUGUUUGCUCCACAGACAUUACGUCCAAGUUAGCCUUCUGACUUCACACAGCAUGGACAAAAGUAUUGGGACAGCUAGAGGUCACUGAUGUACUUGUUCUCCAGUUCUUCCACAGCAAACUCCACACAUGCCUUUAGGGACCUUGCUUUGUGCACUGGGAACAGGAAAGGGCCUUCCCCUGCAGAACAGCCUGAGCCAGCCAAAAGGACCGUGGCGCUCAAGGUUGUUCGACCGCAUUCCCGACCAAAUGCUUUGGCAUGCAAACACAUUUCCUUCCGUGUGGAUUUAGGAUGGUCUUCGUAAGACCAAAUGUUGCUCUCAUCAUGUGACACAAGUCUACCUUGCUUCCGGGGCAGCUCCACAACACAGUGUGGCUUCAAUACACACAAACACACACCAUGAUGACCUCCAUGUAUGUAAAGUACAUGCCACAGUAGCUGCAUCGUCCUUGUUUACAUCUCUGUCAACAGCGUGUUGUGGGAUGCCAUUACAAAUAUAGAUGUGAGCCAAGCGUCGUUCACAGUGACGGCUUUUCAACACGUACUUUAAUUUUAGAUGCACAGAGACAUGAUACCAUUAACAAGCAUUUCGUCUUUUCAAACAAAGCAUUCUUUGACUGUGUUUAAGUCUUGUUUGAUCCAAACAUGACUUGGACUUGUGAUAAUAUAUCCAGUAUAUAGAUGCAUGAAUGGUUAUCAUGUAUGUAUUCUUGGUAAGAGUAAGAACAUGUAUGUUUAAUAUCAGGCUAUGAAUAUUCGAGUGUAUGUCUUAGUGGUGGUCACAUAACGCCACAAGAAUAGGUUUUUACCUUGUUACUAUUACUUUUUUUGUGACUGGAAAAGCUCACAGAAAAAGUUUGACUUAGUAAAGUUACAAAACCUCAGGAAUAUUAUCUGAAUGUCACAUUUUAGUUUGUUUCACAAUGUUCUCCUUUUUCUAUUUUUGCCUCCAUUAAAGUGAAUUGCAUUUCUCGCAUAACACUACAAUCCUAUUAAACACCAAAACAGUUUACGUUAAGUAACAUUUAAGGAAACAUAGCCAUCAUCCAAAAGGUGAAAAUUUGUGUUUAAGGUGGCUGUAAACAUUGAUUCAUCAGCACCAUUUUCUCCUCCUUUCAUAAAAAGUCUUAAAGGGAAGGUGACAUGUAAAGUGCUGCUUUGAGAUGCUCUGCAUCAUGUUGCCUUACUGUACAUAGAUAUAAGAUAUUUAUUGUUUAAAUUAUUCUAUUUAUUCUUCAUUCUCAUUAAACAUCAUCUGAGGAUAUUUAUGAGUAAUAAAGAUCACUUUUAUAAAAUGCAGAACAAGGCCAAAGUCAGUUUUUCUUCUCACAUUGACAGUCAUUUCCUAAAAUCCUUAUGUGAAUUGUUAUCUUAAUGGACUGUGAUGCUCGCUUUAAUGAUCAUGUGUAGACAUGCAUAAAGUUGUAGUUUAUGGACUGUUAAGUUGACACAGGAAUGCAAUUAGUGGUGAGGCAGUCACUCACAUUGGUAAAGGAAUAAUAAAAGGGAGGGAGUAAGUAAGUAAGUGAGUAAUCUGUGUUAGAUGAUGAUUAUGAGUUAGAUGUUUAAUCUGCAAAUAUUAUUGUCAUGGACAGAGUUAUUUCAUCUAUGAUGCAUUCUAACCACUGUUUUUGUACACAGUAAAAUAUUGUACAAUUGUUAUGGCCUUCGUGUUUGUAUUUCUACAAUGUGUCUGAAUUGAGACACGGCCAUCCUGUU